Messenger RNA from Sporisorium graminicola, 1794 nucleotides. RefSeq lists its product as uncharacterized. The transcript has 2 exons. NCBI's taxonomy places the organism in Eukaryota, Fungi, Basidiomycota, Ustilaginomycetes, Ustilaginales, Ustilaginaceae. The record is from RefSeq and is a predicted model, not a curated record. The coding region runs from base 1 to 1794 and encodes 597 amino acids. Gene Ontology annotation, molecular function: DNA binding; zinc ion binding. Gene Ontology annotation, biological process: regulation of DNA-templated transcription.
AUGCCUUACAGACUCGAGUACGCCAACUCGAAUCGCGCGGGCUGCAAAGGCCCACAGCCUUGCGCCGGCACCAAGAUCUUCAGAGGUGAACUCCGUCUCGGUACUUUGGUCGAAAUCCAGGGUUCUCAGUCGUUCCAGUGGAGACAUUGGGGAUGCGUCACUCCUAGGAUUAUUCGAAACAUCCAGGACAAGGACGGCAUCACCGACCCUGCCGACCUCGAUGGCUUCGAAGACCUGAUUCCUGAAGACCAGGCUCGUGUCAGACGCGCCUUCGCCGACGGUCACGUAGCGGCCGAAGAUAUCCCCGAGUCGGCGCUCAAGGCACAAGAAGACACUGAGGAUGCCGAGGCUGUCGAGCAACAGGCUGCCUCUGCGGCCGCUCCUCCAACUCCUUCCCAACCUCCUGCCAAGAAGCGAGGACGCCCCUCGAAAGCAUCUCUCGAGGCUGCCGCCGCUGCUGCAGGGCCUACCCCCUUGCAAUCUGCGCCUGCGCCUAUCGCGCCCAAUGGUGUCAAUGCCGCGACUACUGUCCAGCCACCUCAAGAAAAGAAGAAGCCCGGUCGUCCUCGCAAGAAUGCCACUGCGCAAGCACCCGUGUCAGCUCCUGUAGCGGCACCUGCUCCAAUUCCGGCUCCCGCUGCUACGCCUGGUGAGCCUUCUCCAAAGAAGCGCGGCCGUCCGCCCAAGAAUGCAGCCGCAACUCCUGCUGCCCCAGCGCCGGCGGCUGCUGUCGCUCCUGCAACUCCUUCUCAGCCUGCUGCGCCCGAUGCGUCGCCACCAAAGAAGAGCGGCCGUCCGCCCAAGAACGCAGCCGCAACUCCUGCUGCCCCAGCGCCGGCGGCUGCUGUCGCUCCUGCAACUCCUUCCCAGCCUGCUGCGCCCGAUGCGUCGCAACCAAAGAAGAGAGGACGUCCCCCCAAGGCGCAAGUUGCUGCUGCGCAGCCUGCUCAGCCGGUGUCGGUUUCUGCCCCAGCGCCCGUUGCUGCGCCCGCUCCUGCUUCUCCCAAGAAGCGAGGACGUCCGCCCAAGUCUGCGACUGCUGCGGUAAGUGCUCCUGUCGCGCCUGCUCAUAUUCCAGCACCUGCACCUGUCCCCGCCCCCACCCCUCUUCCGACCUCGGCCGCAGCUGCUCCUGCCAGGAAGAGAGGCCGCCCCUCGAAGGAAUCGAUCGCUGCUGCUGCAGCAGCCGCAGCAGCGGCAUCGCCCGUCGCAGCUCCUGCUCACAACUACCCGGUGGCAACACCUGGCCUGCCUUUGGCCGCCUUUCAAGCUCCUGUGGCUGCUCCCGGCGUCGCUGCUACACCAAACCCCAAGAAGCGUGGUCGCCCGAAAAAAGAUACCUCGCUGCCUCAGGCCAUCCCAAGUGUCGCAGCUAGCUAUACUCCUCCUCAGCCCGCCUACGUUGCGCCACCGGCUCCUGCGACGUCUGUCACCUCGCCCGCCAAAAAGCGAGGUCGUCCGAAAAAGGAGACGGACCCGGUCGCUGCCAACGCUGCAAGUCUGAGCCAAGUUGUUACUCCACCGUUCCCACACACCCCGGUGACUUUGUCGUCUGCUAGCCAAGCUUCGCCCGCCGCGCCCAGCUCGGGCAAGAAGCGUGGCCGUCCUCCCAAGGAGAAGGUUGAGGGCGACGAGGCCGUCAAGCGUCCACGAGGACGACCGAAGAAGUCGGAUGCCGGUAUUAACCCUCUUGCCCCUGCGCCCGCGCCUGCUCCUGCUCAGGUCGCAGCCCCAGUGCCAGCCGCCGUGACGCCGGUCAAGAAGCCCCGCGGCCGACCAAAGAAGAACCCCUGA